AUGGCGGAUCAAUCCAAAUCACCCAUAUUUAUCAACAGCGUACUGAAGCCAGGCAAGACACGCCCCAUCCUCGUCGCGCAAACGAUCGACGCUGGAGAGCAACGGCAGAUUCGGCGUCAUAAGAAAAGCCGCCGGGGCUGUGUCGGAUGUAAGCUCCGAAAAGUCAAGUGCGAUGAGCGUCAACCUUGCAGCAGCUGCCUCAAGCGCGGCAUUCAGUGCGUCUCGCCGGUCAGCAGAGAAAACGCUUCGAGGCAGCCGAGACUUGCAACUGGCUUGGGAUUGAGUACAACUUCGCAAAUGAGCCUAUUGCAGCUCGAGCUGUUUCACCACUGGGAAAAGCACACUCGAUCGACAUUGGUCUAUCCCGAGAUCUGGCCUGUGAUCAUGCAGCAUGCAUUUCACGAAAACUUCGUCAUGACUUCCAUGCUGUGUACUUCUGCAAUGCACCUAUCCACGCUCCGUCCGCAAAGCACAAAGUACUCGGAUCUUGCCAGCUGGUUGAUGCCCAGGUCGAUUUCGCUGUUUCGGCAAAGUCUAUCCAAGACCCUCACCAAGGACAACGCCGAAGCUAUAGUCGGCGCGGCUCUUUUGAUAAACUACAUCUCGUGGUUCGACCUCUCUUUUCUUCAGGACGAUGCGAGCACCGUUGAUGCUCUGGUCCAAGAUCCAUUAUUACUUGCCAGCUCCGGCAUCACACAUGCUUGGUUUCAAACAAUACCCUCCCUCAUUGAAGGGGGGAGUGCCUUCCUCAAAGUCAUGACCUACCAUCCCCGACUCACGAUCGAAAAUGCUCUCGCUCAACAAAGCGACAGCAAAGACCUGUUUCUGCAGCCAUUAAUGGAUAUUUGGGAUGACCCACGCUGUCAAACAUCUAGCAGCUUGACUGCAAACACAACUGUCCAUGAACCCGCGAGCAAUCGAGCUUGGCACCUUCUCCAAGGCCUUGAGAGUAAACUCGUACCUGCCGAUCCCCGACAAGGACAAAAGCUCGUGCAGUGCGAUGAGUCUGAGAAAUUGCGGCAGUAUAAAGAGGAGGUCACCAGAAUAACCAGCAACUCCGCCCCACUCGACAAUUCACUUGCCAUUUCCGCGCAAAGCACGCGGUCCUCGGAAGCUCGGUCUUCCUUUGCAUACGUUGUUCGUCGCAUAUCACCCCUGAUACACUGCCAGACUCUGUCAUCCAUUUCGAAUCCAAGAAUGCCGGCCGAGCUCGCGGCUAUUCACAACGACAUUGAGCAGCUUAUUUACGGAUUUCCGAUUCUCUGCUGCGGUCCUUUUACUGACCUUGUGCAAAGGAGAGAUACGCGUGCCUUGGUCCUGCUCUUGCAUUUUUAUCGCGCAGCGCGAGUCUUGCUGGAUCCUGGGAGGUGUUGGUGGGCAGGGGCGAGAAUCGGCGCCAUGGAGGACCUCAUCCUCAACGAACUCGAGCUUCGGGGAUUGAGCAUGUAUCUGGGCAGUUCUAGUCACGAGAUUCGCGAAGAAUUUAGCUACUGGAUUUUUUUCUACCAAAAAGGGAAGCUCUCAUUGGACAACUACCGACCAGCUGAGCAUAUCGGGGUGCUAACGUUGUCCGUCGCCCAGACUAUAUGA
This is a messenger RNA of Akanthomyces muscarius, 1590 nucleotides long. RefSeq lists its product as uncharacterized. Gene Ontology annotation, molecular function: DNA-binding transcription factor activity, RNA polymerase II-specific; zinc ion binding. The record is from RefSeq and is a predicted model, not a curated record. Gene Ontology annotation, biological process: regulation of transcription by RNA polymerase II. The transcript is spliced from 4 exons. The coding region runs from base 1 to 1590 and encodes 529 amino acids. NCBI's taxonomy places the organism in Eukaryota, Fungi, Ascomycota, Sordariomycetes, Hypocreales, Cordycipitaceae.